GUGCAGAAAUAAUUCCUGAUUUUCUUCGCGCAUGACCUGCAGAAGCUGGAGUUAAUCGAUCUUGAAUGUUCAUCGUUGCUAUGUAAGCCGAAAUAAAAAUUUCUAGUUGCUGAGAUGAGACUGAAAAGAUGAUUCCUGGGUUUUUUCUAUUAAUGAUUUGGCUGAAUGCGACUGAAGGUAGAGGCCCCCAUCAUCCCAGAGGCGAACCUGUGGUCAAACAUGUGCAUUAUAGGCCCACCAAAACACAACCUGAAAAAAUUACCCAAGAUAAGGAGCUUCUACACGACAAGGAGCACUUACAAGAACAUCUCGAAGAAAUCAUUAACGAACCUGAUUUAUCGAAAAUGACAGAUGAGGAGCUGGAAUUCUAUUAUUUCCAAGUUCAUGACACGGACAAGAAUUCGAAACUCGAUGGGUUAGAAAUUCUGAAUGCGAUUUUGCAUACGACUCAUGAAGAAGAGAAAAAAGAUGACAUACAAGCCGAGGAAGACGAUUUUGAAUAUUACGUAGAACUGAUUGAUCGUGUUUUGAAGGAAGAUGACCUAGAUAAGGACGGUUAUCUGAGUUAUCCUGAAUUUACUUCUGGGCGACGAAAUGCUAUAUUAGCUGAUAAUAAAAACCAAGUUUCCGUUAAAAUGGUUUAAAUUUUAUCAUUAUAUGUAUUGUGAAGCGGUAAACAAAAACCUCCUCAAGUAGCUGCCCUGCCUGGCUCAUCCUCUGCUACUUAACAUUGGGGAAUGAGAAAAACAACUAAAAAGUUGGAGCCAAUUUGAGGAUGAUUUUUCUUGAUCGUACAUUGGAUUUAUGAAAUUAUAAUGAUUAUAAACUACGUAAUAAAUUAUAAGAUUUUAAUAUUUGGUA
This is a messenger RNA of Zophobas morio, 861 nucleotides long. RefSeq names its product multiple coagulation factor deficiency protein 2 homolog. Bases 129 to 644 code for a protein of 171 amino acids. The transcript has 4 exons. NCBI's taxonomy places the organism in Eukaryota, Metazoa, Arthropoda, Insecta, Coleoptera, Tenebrionidae. The record is from RefSeq and is a predicted model, not a curated record. Gene Ontology annotation, molecular function: calcium ion binding.